This is a messenger RNA of Danaus chrysippus (African queen), 252 nucleotides long. NCBI's taxonomy places the organism in Eukaryota, Metazoa, Arthropoda, Insecta, Lepidoptera, Nymphalidae. The record is from the annotation of a GenBank genome assembly.
AUGUUAUGGGUACAGUGUGCGGUAUGGGACCGGGGUCUGAAGGGACCUGUGGGGUCCACGGGGUCUACGGGGACCACACGGUUCCGUAACGAGCCCGUCCACGCUCGUUAUCGCCAGGGCGCUCCCGACGGUCAAAUUGGUAUAUUUAUUGGAGUACUAAGCAGGCUUAGUGCUCACUCAGUGCCUGCAGUGAAGACGCACCUUAAAGGCAAGUCACAGUGGCGGUUCCGUGCGGGCCGCGGGCUCCACUAA